Amaranthus tricolor (Joseph's coat) is the source of this 1360-nucleotide messenger RNA. Its product is annotated as guanine nucleotide-binding protein subunit beta-like protein. Gene Ontology annotation, biological process: rescue of stalled cytosolic ribosome; positive regulation of protein phosphorylation. The transcript is spliced from 3 exons. The record is from RefSeq and is a predicted model, not a curated record. The coding region runs from base 174 to 1151 and encodes 325 amino acids. Gene Ontology annotation, molecular function: ribosome binding; translation regulator activity; protein kinase C binding. Gene Ontology annotation, cellular component: cytosol; nucleus. NCBI's taxonomy places the organism in Eukaryota, Viridiplantae, Streptophyta, Magnoliopsida, Caryophyllales, Amaranthaceae.
AGCCCACAAUCUCUUUGUUGUAUGUUCAACAAAUGCUGAAAACCCUAACUUAGUUUGCUCCCUACAAUCCCUAGAUAUAUAAACCUAGCUACUCCAAUCCGCCCUUGUCUCUCAAUUCUUCUCACAUCCCAAUUCUCAAAGCAGCCGAAAACCCUGCAAUCUAAUUUAUCACCAUGGGAGAACAACUUCAGCUUAGGGGCACCAUGAGAGCCCACACUGAUAUGGUAACAGCCAUUGCAACUCCAAUCGACAAUAGCAACAUGAUUGUUACUUCUUCAAGGGACAAAUCCAUCAUCGUUUGGGAACUCAAGGAUGACAAGGCUUAUUGGGUUCCCAAACGCCGUCUUACCGGUCAUUCUCACUUUGUUCAAGACGUUGUUCUUUCGUCUGAUGGCCAAUUUGCUCUUUCUGGCAGUUGGGAUGGUGAGCUGCGUCUUUGGGAUCUCGCUGCUGGGACUACUGCUCGUCGUUUUGUGGGUCAUACCAAGGAUGUUCUUAGCGUCGCUUUUUCAAUUGAUAAUCGUCAGAUUGUUUCUGCUUCCAGGGAUAAGACUAUCAAGCUCUGGAAUACCCUCGGUGAGUGCAAGUACACAAUCCAAGACACUGAUGGUCACACUGAUUGGGUUAGCUGUGUGAGGUUUAGCCCCAACAAUCUGCAGCCCACUAUUGUUUCAUCCUCUUGGGACAAGACAGUCAAGAUCUGGAACUUGACUAACUGCAAGCUCAGAGCCACCUUGGCUGGUCACAAUGGCUACGUUAACACCGUAGCUGUUUCACCUGACGGUUCCUUGUGUGCUAGCGGAGGCAAAGACGGUGUUAUUCUCUUGUGGGAUUUGGCUGAGGGCAAGAGGCUUUACUCUCUUGAUGCCGGUACUAUUAUCCAUGCCCUUUGCUUUAGUCCGAACAGGUACUGGCUCUGUGCUGCCACCGAGAGUGGUGUCAAGAUUUGGGAUUUGGAAAGUAAGAGCAUUGUCGAGGAUUUGAAGGUUGAUCUCAAGACAGAGGCUGACCAUCUCGAGGGAUCCGCCACCACUGCUUCAAAGAAAAAGGUCAUCUACUGCACGAGCUUGAGCUGGAGUGCUGAUGGACAAACAUUGUUCAGUGGAUACACAGAUGGUGUUGUUAGGGUGUACGGUGUUGGGCGCUACUAGGCAGUAGUUUUUUCAGUGUUAAGGACAACGUUUAAUAUCUAGUAAUCGUCCCGGUGAUCUUAGGUUUGAAUCGGGUAUGUUUUCAGAUUUUUGAUACAUGUCGGUCUUUUAAGGCCUUUUUUUGGUUGCUGAUCUGUAGUAAACCUGAAUUGUUCUCUUACAUUCACAAUUGUUGAUCUUGAAUGUCAGUUUCUGUUUCAUCCGCAAAA